Molecule: messenger RNA, 2673 nt
Organism: Hansenula anomala
Lineage: Eukaryota; Fungi; Ascomycota; Saccharomycetes; Phaffomycetales; Wickerhamomycetaceae
Exons: 1
Coding region: 1-2673 (890 amino acids)
Biological process (GO): Group I intron splicing
Cellular component (GO): ribonucleoprotein complex
Source: RefSeq, a predicted model, not a curated record
AUGCUGCUUCGCUCAACCACAAGAUGCUGCUCCCGUAUAAGGACACAGAGACUGCUCACUCUGUUCAUAGAGGCUCGUCGACAUGGUCACUUUCAUGCUUUGGGAAACAAACCCCAUAAAAGUGCUGAGGAACGUUUGGCUAUAUCUGUUGGACCUUUAUACGAACUGAUUGAAAAACAAAAGCUAAAUGUUAAAUCUCCAGAUAGUUGUGGGAAUACAUUAUACUCACUAAAGAAUUUCUAUGAAGAAAAUAUUGCAGUUAUUGAAACAGAAGAAUUACUUGCUAAAUUUCUUUCCAUAAUAAGAUCAAAAUUAGAAUCUCAUCAAUCUAUAACAAACGGUUAUUUUUUCCAAUUAAUACAUAUAGUGAAAAAGCAUAAUCUCCUUCAAGCGAAAUUUUAUCAUCAACUGUUAUUUGAUUUGGCUAUUUAUAUGGUGGAAGUUGAUAAUGAGAAUGCACCAAUAGAUGUUCAAAUCUUGGAGAUGGUUUCAAAUUCAUUAAUAUUUUCAAAAUUUUUGAAAGAUCCAAAGUCUAAAAAUUUUGCAAAUUUGAUUAAUUAUAGUAUAAUGAUUCAAAAAUUGAAUGAACAAAAAUAUUUUGAAGAAUUAGCACCAAAAUUAGUUUUCCAAAUUGUUUAUACCCCAUUUUUAAGACAAUUGAAUAAAGAACAAUAUGUUCUACGAACCAUCAAUUUAUCAAAUGCUUUGGAUUUUGUUCGUUAUUAUGAAAGUCAUCCACAUGUUUAUAGACAUUUAUUGAAAAUGAUCAAACCAGAUAUUAUCACAUCUUUGGAAUGGGCUAUUGCAGCAGAUGAUAUUCCCAAAAUUAAAGAAUUAUGGAGAUUUUAUAUCAAAAAUUAUGAAUAUUUGAUAAGUGAAGAUUUCCAAACUUUAUUAUAUCAAAGUAUUGAGAAUGGGAAUGCUAUAAUGCUUGGUCGUUUAUUAUUAAAACGUUGGAACUUUAGAAAUAGUAAACCAAAAUUUUCUAAAAUUGCUCAAAGGCAAGUUGCUUCAAUUUUGUUGAAUCAUGGAGAUUAUGAUGGUUUUUACAACUUUUUUGAAUUAUCAGAAGAUUGUCCAGUUUGGGAAAGAUCUUGUUUAAUUGAACCAUUUUUGGAUUCAGUAACUCUAAUUGAUUAUUUCAAAUUAAUUAAUGAAGUUACAAGAUCUGAUGAAGUGUUAUUAUCAAAAGAUUUUGAUUAUUUAGUUUCAUCCUUUUAUUCUGAGCUUAGAAAGAGAAACGCAAAAUUAACUCUCGUUCAAAUUGAAAAUUUGGUGAAUGAGACGAUAUUACAAUCCAAAGAUCUUGAAAACAAUGUGAAGUCACUUUAUAUCAACUGUUUCUUAAAAGCAUUGGCAAUGAAAACAAACAUAAGUGGUGUGAUUCAUGGUUAUUGUCAACUUCCUGUCCAACUUUUCACAAAAGAAACUUUUAAAAUUUUGCUAAACACAUUUACAGCAGAUCCAUUGCAUUGUUCCAAAAGAACUUCUGAAUUGUUUAGGUUUGCCUCAAACAAUUUGGAAAUACAAUUCACAAUCCAAGAGUAUAAUAUGAUUAUUAGAAAUACAGUUGAUAAUGAUGAGUUUGUCGACUUUCAUCAAAUAUACUAUUAUUAUUAUCAAUAUCUGAAAAGAAAUGAUGUUUCAUUUCUACCUCAAAGAUUGAUUGAUUUAGUUUUGACCAAUAAACAAGCUAAGAAACGAUAUAAACGUUUGGAAUUGACUGAUGAUCUUGAUGAACUUUUAGAAGGUAAAUUUACUUGUUUGGCAACUAUUAUCAAAGCUAAUGAAAAACAAUAUACUCAAACCCCUUUGGAAAUUCUGGAAUUAGUUAUUAAUAAAAUUGGAGCAGACCAGCUCAAAGCUUUAGGAGUUGAUCUUUUUUCAAAAUCUGUUGAAAAUUACUAUCUAGAAGAUUAUGAACCAUCUGACACAUCAGAAACUGAAUUUGAUCAUUAUGAUCAUAUUGAUGCUAAAAAAUUGAAAAUGAAGCAUAGAAUUUCCAUUCAAAAUUUCAUAGAGAAUGGACCUCAGAAUAUUGAUGGACAGGUUUUGAAAGUCGGAUCGACAUUUCUACAAGAACUGGAAACAGAUGAUGCCAUGUUUACUGAAAAUUUUGAAUCAAUUGAUGAGGAAGAUGCUAAAAUUAUUGAAGAAUCAUUUGAUGAUAUUCGUGAUCCAAUUGAUGAACCCCAUGAUCCAGCUAGUGAGACUCAUGAUCCAUCUGGUGAGACUCAUGAUUUAAUUGAUGGGACUCAUGAUCCAGUUGGUGAGACUCGUGAUCCAUCUUGUGAAGCCCAUGAUCCAGUUGAUGAAACCCAUGAUUUAGUUGGUGAGACUCAUGAUCCAGUUGGUGAGACUCAUGAUCCAGUUGGUGAGACUCGUGAUCCAUCUAGUGAAGCCCAUGAUCCAGUUGAUGAAACUCAUGAUCUAGUCGGUGAGACUCAUGACCCAGUUGAUGAACCCCGUGAUCCAAUUGAUGAACCCCAUGAUCCAGUUGGUGAGACUCGUGAUCCAUCUAGUGAAGCCCAUGAUCCAGUUGAUGAAACUCAUGAUCUAGUCGGUGAGACUCAUGACCCAGUUGAUGAACCCCGUGAUCCAAUUGAUGAACCCCAUGAUCUAGCUGAUAAAACCCAUGAUCCAGAUGAACAAAAUCUCACUCAAGAGAAAUAA